UUGAUCGUGUCACCACUGACAACAAUGAUGGCGGCAUGUGUCGACGUAUUUUUAAGUUUAUGAUCGUUUACGGGCAAGACAGGACACACAUAUGCCGCCACGAUACGUUAAAGUGAUCUUCCGGGUUUGUUUUCGAACUCGACUCGAUGGAGAGCAGCCAGCAGUCGUCGGUUCUAUCCCAGAGCUAGGAAAUUGGCGGAUCAAAAAUGAUUCAGGCCUUUACCAGCGCGCGAGGCUUUUGCCAAUAGUGGAAGGCUCCAGUAGAGACGGCGGGAAACAGGUUUGGGAAGCAGUCCUGAAAGUACCCACCGAUACACAGUUUUGUUGGUCGUGGCUUGUUCUCAGUCACGAUGGGGAAAUAGAUAGGCGUGAAACAAUAAAUGAAAGAAUACUUUUCAUCGAGAAAUGUAGUGUCAUUGUGCAUUCGGAAUGGAAUGUGGAAAAUGAAGUCAUAAUUUUCCACACUUGUAAAGUAGACGUAUAUACAAACUACGUCACUCCUCCCGGAAAGGUUCUUGGUAUAAUUGGCUCGACGCCGCCCCUGGGGUGCUGGGAGCCUAGGGAUUGUGUACUGAUGGACAGUUGCUUCCCUCGAGGAUCAGGAAAAUGGAAGGCAUCUUUCGUCGUCAAUAACGAAAUGGACAUAGAGUGGAAACUUGUUGUUAUAGACAAAGAAAGGAAUGAGAUAAUCCGCUGGGAAGAGAGGACCAACAGGUCAUUAAACGUGUCUGGGCAGUGGGUCAAGCUGGAGGUGGCAUGGUCAGGUGGAGAAAGUGUCCGAGACACCAUCUCACGAGACUUUGAUCGAAACUACAACACCGUCAAGAUAUUGGAUGAUCUGGUUAAAAAAACUCAACACGAGGAGGAUAAACAAGGAGAUCUCACGGAGAGAGCAUGUUCCAGUACGGAUCCCUCGCCACACUCAAGUUCGGGCCCUGGGGACCAGGAUGUCAUAUUCAAUGGGCCCACGAAGAAGGGAAAAGGGACAAAAUUCAUUUCCAGGAAACCCACAUCCACUCAAAAAAAUCAUGAUUAUCAGCAAAGAGAAGGAAUCAUGAAGCCUGAUAGUCAUUCUCCCGCCAUGUCAGCCGAACGGGCCUGCACCCUAGAAGAUGUCUUAGCGUCAACACGUGGCAUGCCCGUGCGUAGGGGAAAUGGGUACCAGUGUCUUAAGUGUGGUAAAUGUGAAGAUACAUGUACUGGAUUGUUAAAGACUAAUAGGAAUGAAUACUGUCUCCACAAUGGAGGAUCGGACAGGACACAGGUGUCAAGGUUUUACCGUUUUCGUGAAAGAGCUGAGGCACUGAGAGUGAUAGGUAUGCACCAAAAGUUUACCCUUUUGUCUGCAUUCUUCCUUCUAAUGAAGAUCGUGUAUGACUUUUAUGUUAACCAACGUUAAUCUUCCACCUGUCAAUGAAAAAAGGCCUGUUCUGUUUUAAUGUCAUUGUGACACUAUUUUUAAAUUAACCUAUGUAACACUAAUUGAUUUUGAGGUUUAACCUGAAAGAUAUUUUGGAGUCCAUGUUAGUUGAAAUUCGUCUCUGCAAAAGCUCCUAGGGUUAUGUCAAGUUUAUGUUUAUGAAGAACGCCUGCGCUUAAAUGGAAACAAUAAAUGUAUAAUAACAUAG
Haliotis rufescens (red abalone) is the source of this 1628-nucleotide messenger RNA. RefSeq lists its product as uncharacterized. Lineage: Eukaryota; Metazoa; Mollusca; Gastropoda; Lepetellida; Haliotidae. Gene Ontology annotation, molecular function: starch binding. Gene Ontology annotation, cellular component: membrane. The record is from RefSeq and is a predicted model, not a curated record. Bases 92 to 1399 code for a protein of 435 amino acids. The transcript is spliced from 3 exons.